Molecule: messenger RNA, 7307 nt
Organism: Labrus bergylta (ballan wrasse)
Lineage: Eukaryota; Metazoa; Chordata; Actinopteri; Labriformes; Labridae
Gene: mdc1
Product: mediator of DNA damage checkpoint 1
Molecular function (GO): protein binding
Source: RefSeq, a predicted model, not a curated record
AUCGGAUCCAUGCAGGAUGUGCAUGAACAUUGUUGUUUAUUUUCGGAACGAGGCAACCCUUUUGAAGAAUGGAUGCUACUCAAAUGAUCAGUGACUCAAUCUUGGAGUCAGAGGAAGAAGAAAGUGAAGAGGAGAAUGAAAACAAGAGGGGGCAACCUUUGGCUAAACUCUGCAUCUUAAAAAAUAAAUAUAUUCCUGAGAAAGAGUUACCCCUCUUUUUGGGAGACAAUGUCCUGGGCCGUGAACCCAACACCUGCAACCUGCCGUUGGAAGCGUCCUCAGUAUCCAAGCAGCAUGCGACCAUCUGCAUCUCGGCCUACAGGAGAAAAGGUUGUGAUCGUGAAGUUGACAUUGAGGCUUUGGUUUGGGACCUAGGAAGCAUGAACGGGACCCGCAAGGGCCGUUUAAAGCUGACUCCUAAUGUACGAUAUGCCCUCAGUGAACAGGACAGUUUGGUAGUGGCCGACAUCCCAUGUCAGUAUGUGAGUUGUGCGGCAGAUGAAAUCUCUUCUCGAGGGGAUGCAACGGCUCCUGUAAGCAAAACUAAUGGGGUAACGGCUAAGAUGCCGGCGGUCUCGGGAGAAACGGUAAUUGAUGCAAACAGAAGCAGCAAGAGUUUUGUUAACGGAGGUCCAAAGUCACGGCCGUCAUUACCUGAGGACACAAGGAAUACUCCAGUCACACACAGUUGCCUGUCCUUUGAGAAAACUCCAACACAGCCACAGGCAAGCCUGGUCCCAGAAUCGGACUUAGACUCAGAUGGAGAAAGAGGGGUAGAAGGAGAGAGAAGGCGCAAGGCACUCGUGUCCAACACAGAGUCCUAUAAAUCCAGUCCCACCUGUUCAACAUUCCUGAGUCCUACAAACAAAAUAGUCCCUGAAAGUGAGGACGAAAGUCCUAUCACACCGUCCUCCUCGUCUAAAAAUAGGCCUUACGGACAUGUCAGUUUCAGCAAGGAGGAGACAUACGUGGAUGUGGGGCGACAGCAGCAAAAGGAAAAAGAGAGCCCUGGGGUUGUGGAUGACAGCGAAGAGGAUGGAGGAGAAGAGGAAAGAGCAGCGCUAGCAGGGGAAAAGUCUGAGGAGAGCAGACAACAUGUGCAAGUGAAACAGGACAGCGAUGUCAGUCUUACUGGAGAAGACGAGUCGCCUGUAUCUACUACUGCAGCUCUCACUGAUGAGAUCCCUGUUUUUAACAUGGACAGCGAUACAGAUGUGGAGGGAGAGGAGGAAGAGGAAACAUCUGCGGCUCCUGUGAGCUUGAAUACAAAUCAAAAAGCGGACACAGUCCAGUUUCACAUGGACAGUGAUACAGAUGUUGAAGAGGAUAAUGACGCCUUACAGAAAGUUUCCAAAUCUGCUCUUCCCUCUGCUGACACCAAACGUCCUCAUUUUAUUUCAGUUAUUCAGCCAGAGGGCUUGACUAUGGACAGUGACACUGAUGUUGAUGAUGAUGAUGGUGCUGUGUCAGAUGCGAAACCUGGGUCAUUUCCGAGCACACACACAGCUGACUCUGCUCCGUCAACGCAGCCAGAAGAUUUCCGCCUAGACAGUGACACAGACGUUGAUGAGGAGGAAGAAAAGCAAUGUGGAACAAAUACUAUCGGCUCAAAAAUAGAUGAAACUCCCACUGAACUGGAUAUCAAGCCAAGUAAGCCUGAAUCAGCUCCUAAUGCUCCUCUCAGUGUGCAUGUUGACAGUGACACAGAUGAUGAAACUGCUGCUGUCAGUGAACCCUCAGCACUGUCUGCUGUCACAGAGUCAAACGCUACUGUAGAUAAAGGAGCUGAUUUGGGUAUUCUGUCAGACAGCGACACAGAUAUGGAAGACGACUCUCUGGUCAUACCUGUUGCUAUCGCAUCAUUGUUACUUUCUCCUGCCACCAAGUCAGAUGCUCCUCAGCCAGAUUCUGAUGCAGAUUCAGGUGAAAACGACUCCAACUCUGCCGGAGAGGGGGGCAAUCAAGUUGACCUUGGACUGGGCAGUGACACCAAUGUGGAAGAUAAGGAAGAGGUUUUUGAAAAUGACGGUGAGGACCAGAUCCCAAGCCUGUGCAGAGAAAACACACCUGGGUUGCUGGUUCCCCUUCUGCACAACUGCUCGACUCCUGUACAGAUGUUAGAAGGACAAGUUGAAGAUAUGGACACCCAGGCCUUCCUGAGUCCUUCUACAGGUCCAUUUAGAAGUGCAGUAGCCCAUGCUGAAAGACUUCAAACCCUGCCUUCCUUGUCAGACAGCAACGAGGAUGAAGAUUAUGUUGUGGCAGAGACGCAGUCCUUUGUACUUCAGACCAGAGAGGGCCAUGGCAACACUCUAAGGGACCCCGCCCAAGCUUUUGGCCUCGAGUCUGCUGCUGAUGAAAAAGGCGAACCGUCCAUUAGAGCAGGGUCUUUCCAGCUGGGACUGUCUGACAGCAGCCACCCGCAGGUUCAGGCCCAGGCUUUAGCCAUGGAGAGCACCCAAGCUUUUGUGCCUCUGGAAGGGGGCGUGACUUUGGAAGAAACCCAACCGUAUGCAGCCAACUCGAAUACAGAGAGAAACUCUUUAGAGAAUGAUGCCAAUAUGGAGGAUACACAGGCUUAUGCAGAGGAGGAAGAUGAGGAAAAGGUUGCUAGAGGUUCUGUAAUGACUGAAAAAGAAGGUCAUGUCAAUUUUGCCCUGGAAGCAACACAGGCUUAUAUUCCAGAUCCCAACUGUGAUUCAGAGCAUGAAACAGACAUGGAUGAGAGAAAUAGUACUGCUUCUGCUGAGACGCAGCCUUUAGACUUUCCCACUUCGUCCACUCUUGCCAUGGCUGAAACCCAACCAAUGACUGCCUUUGAGGAAGAGGAGAGUUUGGAUGAAGAACACCUGGUUUCUGCUUUAGCAGUAAAGCCCAGACCGCUUAAUGAAUCAAAAGAAAGAGGAGAACAUGAGGAAGCAGCUCAACCUCAGGAGCUUCAGCUCAGUAAAGCUAUGUCUGUAAGUGAAACUCAGCCCAUGUGCACAGGUGACGAUGAGGAAAGUGAUGAUGAGGAUUCAGUGAUAGGUUCACGAAAAAGAAAGUCAAAACAGCUGCAAAUUGAAGAUGAGCAGACACAAACCCUCACAAACUCUGAGCUCUCUGCUGUUGAAACCUCGCCCAUGGGUGCAGCUGGAGAUGCAGAAAGUGAUGAAGAGGACUCAAUUCCGGGUCCGCGAAAAAGAAAGGCAAAGAGGCUGCAUAUUCAGGAUGAGGAGUCCCAAACGCUCACAAACUCUGAGCUCUCCGCUGCUGGAACUCAGCCCAUGGGUACAGCUGAAGAUGGAGAAAGUGAUGAAGAGGACUUAAUUCCAGGGCCUCGCAAAAGAAAAGCCAAACGUCUGCAAAUUCAGGAUGAGGCAACACAACCCCUUACAAAUCCUGAGGACUCCACUGUCGAAACUAGGCCCCUGGAAACAGACACUGGACUGCAGCAUCAUAGAGGAAGGGGGAGACAAUCUGACGCUGGAACCAGCAGCAUCGCUGUUAGAGGAAAGAGGGCUACAAGGACAAGAUUAAGAGAAGAGGAGGAUCAGGAAGACUGUUCUGAACCUCCACGGAGACAGACGAGAGGGAAACAUGUGAAAGCUUUGCCAACUACAAGAGGAAGGAGAGGGAAAUCAGGACCGAAUGAGAGUGAGGAAGAGGAGGAGGUAGAACAGGCUAAAAGAACUAGAGGCAAAAAGUCAAUGAGGCAACAAGAGGAGGAUGAACAAGAAAAAAUAGCGAGGGAGAGACAAGAGCAAGAAGAACAAGAAAGAUUGCAAUCUGAAAAUGCAGAAAGGUUAAGGCUUGAAGUGGAGAAAGCAGAGAAAGAAAGAAAAGUACAAGAGGAAAAACAGAGAUCAGAGAGGGAAAAGGCAGAGAGAGAGAAAGAGAGAGAGAAAUUAGAAAGGAUAGAAAAGAACAGAAAGGAAAAGGAAGAAAAAGAGCAGGCUGAAAGGGCCCAAAAGGAAAAAGAACAAUUGGAGAGAGAAAGAAAAGAGCAGGCUGAAAAAGAGAAAAUCAAGCUUGAAAAUGAGCAAAGAGAAGAACAAGAAAGAUUAGAGAGAGAAAACAAAGAGAAAAUUGAAAAAGAAAGAAAGGAACAGGAAGAAAAAGAAAGAUUGGAGACAGCGAAGAGGGAACUAGAAGAAAGACUGGCGAGGGAAAGAAAUGAACGAGAAGACAAAGAGAAAGUGGAGAGAGAAAAACAAGAAAAAAGAAGCCAAAGAAAACAAAUUAAAGAGCGAGAAGAAAACAAGACUGAAACACCUGCAAGAAGCCGGAGAUCAGCUAGAAAAACAAUUGCUGCUGUUUUUACAACACAAGACUCAAAUGAUGUCCCAGCCAGGAGGACCAGAUCUCGCUCCAACUCUUCCAACUCUGUCAGUUCAGAGAGGUCCGCUUCAAGUGUGAAAGCCCAGGAGAGCAGGGGGAGAGGCCGAGGAAGAGGAGCAAAGAGGACCAAUGAGCCUCCUCCAGCAGCUUCUGCAAGAAGCAGUAAUAGAAGGAAGACUGUCGCUGCAGGGCCAACACAACGUGACAGUGGUGAUGUCUCUCCUCAGGGAGUUCUUUCCAGGUCUAACUCCACCAACUCCCUCAACUCGGAGAUUUCCCACUGCAGCUUGGCCUCUCAGAGCAGGGGAAGAGGAGGCAGGCAGAGAGGAAGAGGAAGAAAAUUAGAAGCAGACUCUGUUGUUGACCAGAGUCCGGCUCCUAAACCUACAGGCAGGGGCAGGAAGAGCAGGAAAGGAAAUGAAUCCACUAAUGAGAUUCCUGAUGAGGAUGAUAAAGAGAAGACUGUCUCUCAGACUAGUACCACAAGGGGGCGACAGCGAGCCAAUAUAAAUGUCUCUGAGUCUGCUGCUGCAGAUGAAGGCCCCUCAAUUCACAAGAGUGCCACAGAAGAGGAAUCUCCUCUGCCGAAAAGAAAUGUUAGUGGCAGAGUCCAAAAAUUAGUAAAUAAUGAGUCUGUUGAGUCACCAGUUGGACCUGCACUCAGUGAUGGAUAUGAAGCUAAAAGAAAAGGAAGAAAAAGAGAGUUGGAGGAAAACACAGCGGAUCCCAGCAGCAGCUGCAAAAUGUCGAAAGGGAAGGAGAAAGCAGAAGAAGAAGCAAAAGUUGUAACUAACGAUGAGAUUCCAGUUCAAGCUAAAAGACGAGGUCGACGAUCCAGCGCUCAAGCAAAAAUGAAUGCUAAAGGUUCCUCCACUGAAAUGGAGGUGACAGAGGAGAAAACGGAGGAGGAGACUGUUAAGAGGAAAGGCAGAGGUCGAAAAUCAGCCGUCCAGGACAAAAGGAAGGAGCAGCAGGAUGAAAGUGGAUCAUCUGUUGACCAGGAUGCAAAUAUGGAAGCUUAUGAGCCCCAGACUCCAACCAGCGGUGUGUCCCGGAAGCCGGCUCCUCUGGACUCGUCACCUGUUGUAAAGACACCUCGCUCCUCCUCUGCUUCCCCGGCAGCUGGUGGUCGAUCAAGAAGUGCCAGCCAGACCUAUAAGGUGCUGUUCACAGGUGUGGUGGAUGAAGCAGGGGAGAGAGUGUUGGCUCGUUUAGGAGGCAGCAUGGCUAAAGGUGUUGCAGAUAUGAACUGUUUGGUGACUGAUAAGGUCCGCAGGACAGUAAAAUUCCUGUGUGCAGUGGCUAAAGGAGUCCCCAUUGUCACCACACACUGGCUUGAAAAGAGCGGUAAGGCUGGCAGCUUCCUGUCUCCUCAUGCUUUUAUUGUGAAGGAUCCGGAGCAGGAGAAGAAGUUCAGUUUCUGUCUACAGGAGUCUCUGAGGACUGCCAGCAGUCAGCCUCUCUUUCAGGGAUACGAAAUCCAUGUAACAAAAUCAGUGAAGCCAGAACCAGUCCAUAUGAAAGACAUUAUCUCCUGCAGUGGAGCUACUUUUCUUCCCAAGAUGCCCUCUUCUCACAAGCCUCAGACUUUAGUGAUUUCCUGUGAGGAGGACUUGUCUCUCUGUGGUCCUGCUUUCGCUGCGUCCCUCCCGGUCGUUACGGCUGAGUUCAUUCUCACAGGGAUUCUGCAGCAGAAACUCGACCUACAGACCCACUCAAUCUCUGCUCCUGCCAGCAAUCUACCAACUGCAGGAGGAAGAGGAAGGGGCAGGAGGAAGACUUAGCAGCCCCUGGGUAUACUGCAAUAUCCACAAAAUGUGACACCAUCCAUAUGUAGGAAAUCUGCCGCUGUUUUCAUGUCGUUGAUUAGCUUACAAAUCAGUGACUGGUACAAAACUCAACAGGUGUGUGUGCCACAUACAGCUAAAAUGGAUUGUAUACUCACAUGGUAGAUAACAUAUUUUGAAUGUAGUUAUUUUAUAGUGUUAGCUAUAAUAUUAAACAAAUUUUAUAUGCACUCUAUCCUGUUUUGGAAAAUGGUAAAAACUGAAUUUAGGACACUUGCAAAAGAGUUUAUAGUUUGUAUGUUUCCAACUCUGCACUCAGUUGAUUCUUUUCUACCAAUCAGGCUUUGGGUCUUUGAGGAAAUGUAGUUUUUAGCGUUGCAAAAGCUGACAGCAAUGAUGCUGCUAUGAUGCAGGAGGGGAAUAAUUACCAAUAACUCAUCCUUGUCCCUUUCUCCCUGUUAUCCAAUGCUGUGCUCCACCUCUUCUUGGCACCACAAUAACACGCAGAGUACAACUUAACACAGCAAAAAUGCUGCUACUCUCUUUUGUAUGCUAAGUGCUCCAACUCUUAUCAGCCCGUUUGGCAGGUUACCAGAUGUGAAGUGGGAGAAGUAUAAUCAUGUUUGGGUGGAGGAAUAGUGGAAGUGAUCAGGUAGGUUUUGAGAAACAUCAUCUAUAAUGACCAGGGGAUGGAAAAAAAAAAACCGUUUCUCCUGCCACGAUAAGAAGAGUAUAGUGCCUUUUAUGCCGAGGUAAUCUUGAACCUGGAUCUGGUUCUUCCUCCGUCUCCAUUACCCACCUCCCAUACUCCAUUAAGGCUUCAUCCAAUCCUAUUACCUCCAGUGAUGAGACAUGAUAGGCACCUGAACGCUGAUGCUUUUCCUACAUCAAUAUGUUCCUGCCCUUGUACUAAAUUUUCCGACCGUUCAUUUUAUGCAUACAUGUCUUUUAUCUAAAAAAGAAAGGUAAAAAAAGGCAGCAGAUCUUCAAGUCGAUUUCUCCUCUGACCCCGUGUAUACGUAAAGUUUACCCAUGCUGCAUCAUUGGUGUUUUUAAAAACAUGCUCAUUAGCUUACAACAAAGUUGGAUUACAGAAACUUUUCAACAGCUAAUAUCUUAACACCAUAAUGUAUUUGUAUCAUGUUAAGUAUUCUGUCUGUAUUCCCAAUGAGAACAUUAAAUCUUUUCUAUAUUACCUUA